AUGAAGAAGCAACAUGAAUCUGCCACCACUCCCACCUCCACUAUUGCCACUGUGCCAGCCAAAGCUGAGGCUGCCACCACCUCAACAUGUCACUGUUGUUGUCUGGUGACAAAACUGAUGAGAAAACUCAAGAGACGUAGUAGGAGCCGCACACUACGACCCUCUAGUGCAAGUAGACAAGGUUCGUUCCAAUGUCGCUAUGAUCCAUUGAGCUAUUCCUUGAACUUUGAUACCUCUGGAUGUGGGAGCUUAUUGGAUGAGGAUUACUAUAAGUUCUAUGCCUUUUCUUCAAGGUUUGUGGCAAAUACAAGAACUUCAUGUCCCAUUGUUCAAGUAGAAGGGAACUCUCAUUAG
Molecule: messenger RNA, 354 nt
Organism: Gastrolobium bilobum
Lineage: Eukaryota; Viridiplantae; Streptophyta; Magnoliopsida; Fabales; Fabaceae
Exons: 1
Coding region: 1-354 (117 amino acids)
Source: RefSeq, a predicted model, not a curated record